Molecule: messenger RNA, 1221 nt
Organism: Leishmania braziliensis MHOM/BR/75/M2904
Lineage: Eukaryota; Euglenozoa; Kinetoplastea; Trypanosomatida; Trypanosomatidae
Product: cell cycle regulation-like protein
Exons: 1
Coding region: 1-1221 (406 amino acids)
Biological process (GO): RNA surveillance; ribosome disassembly; nonfunctional rRNA decay
Cellular component (GO): cytoplasm
Source: RefSeq, a predicted model, not a curated record
AUGCGUCUCUUGAGCAAGUCUGCGCACCCGGAUGGCUCGGUGGAGGUGCGCGUCUCGGUCAGCACCUCAGAAGAUUUGUGGCACUUGUACAACUUUAUUCUCGUAGGCGACCUCGUACUCACCAAAACACGACGCAAAGUUCCGCGUGAGAACGCCCUUGGCACCCUCGCUGCGGAGAUGAAGAUGCUCAACCUCGAGGUCGAGGUGAAGCAGAUCACCUUCACGCCAGACGAGCUGCGCAUCCAGGGUGUGACCAAGAAGGAGAAUAGCUUUGUAAAGACAGGCGCCCAUCAUACACUCACAAUUCACGCAAAUCCGCCGCAGGAGGUGAAAAUCACCAAGUCGGAGUGGGAUUCGAUCUGCGAGGAUCGCCUGAAGAACGCGUGCGACGAAUGCGGCAAGGCCGACACGGCCGCCGUGCUGAUGAACUUUGGCGAGGCUCAGGUGAUUCUCGUCACGCCGUCGUUUAUGCACGUCAAAGCGAAGAUCGACGUCACCAUCUCGAAGAAGCACAAAGGCGACGGUAAAGCACGCGACAAGAGCAUCGAGCGCUUUUUUAAGCAAUCCCUCGACGCCCUCGUCACACAUGUGAACUUCGAAAAGACGAAGCUCGUUCUGCUGUGCUCGCCAGGCCAUGUGCGGGAGGAGUUUUACGCUUACAUCAAGGAAGCCACCCAGCGCGCAGACCAGGGCCCAUUACGCGAGGUACACCUUAGCCUCUCCAAGUUCCUUUUCGUAAAGGUGUCAUCGACGACGAUCAGUGGGCUCAAGGAGGCUCUCAGCGACCCCGGCGUGGCGCAGCGUAUGGAGUCGACUAAGUGCCUUGAUGACAUCCGCAUGUGGGAGAAGUUCCAAGACACCAUGAACAGGGAUCCCGACAGGUGCGUCUAUACCCCGCAGUGCGUGUACUACGCCGCGAUGGCCGGUGCUGUUGGCGACCUCAUGAUUAGCGAUGAUGUCUUUCGCUCCGAAAGCCCGACAGAGCGGCGCUUCUUCUUAUCCCUUGUGAAUUUUGUGCGUCAGAGCGCAUCGUCAACUGUUAACGUCUUCUCUAGCAAGCACGUCACCGGUGAGCAGCUGACGCAGCUGGGCAGCGUCGCGGCGGUGCUGCGCUUUAGCUGCCCUGAGAUUGAUGAGAUGGAGGUGGUACCCGAGUUUUUGGCCUCCAAGGAGGUGGAAGAGUUUAUUCGGGAGAACGCGACCUCUCGUGUGACGGUCUGA